GCGAUGUUUAACAAGACCUUAGUGGUAAGUGAGGUGUUGAUGUGCUGCGUUGGAAACAACAUCAUUGACAUUUCGUAGAAGUUACCGGGAUUGCCAAUACAGCAACAGCUGUGCACGUGCAUACUGCAGUACAUUUGAAAAUAAAUGAGUAGCGCUCCGUGAAAAGUGGGUUUAAUGCAUGUUCGUAAAGUGUCGUCCUAGAUUUGCCUGUUCAGUCCGAACGCAGUGACGGUUUCUUUGUGAGGGUCCAGGACGUCGGACAAUUAUGGCGAAUUCUUCUUGUUCCAACGCAUAUCCGAGCACAGAUGUUCUUUAUAUAGAGGUUCAAGAUGAUUUGGCCAGUAUCGUUUUGUUUGUCAUCGUCUGCUUCAUGGUUGUCGUCUGCCUCGGUGUAUACGCGGAAGAGCUGAUAUUCCUGCGGCGGGUGAACGGCUGGGGUACAAAGUCCAGGCGCGUGGCGACAAUACUUGGUCUACAUCCGGUAACAAUUAUCUCUGCAUUUCUGGCUGUGAUGGUGCCCAAGAGUACUUUAUUUGUGGAUUUCGUCGCAUCUUGUUAUCUGACGGUCUGUUACUACACGUUCUUCAACAUCGUCAUCGGUUACUUCGGCGACGAAAACAAGAUGGUGGAGUAUUUCCAGGGCGACAAGAUCCAGACCUCCGUGCCACCGUGCUGUUGCUGCUGCUGUUGCGUACUCAAACCCAGGAUAUUGACGCUUAAUUCGCUGCUCGUCUUCAAGUACCUCACUCUGCAGGUGGUCUACGUGCGACCCAUCCUGCUCUUCAUCGCCCUCGUCCUCUGGACGGACGGAAAGUUCGUGUCGGGACUGAUCUCAGCGGACACCAGCUACAUCUACAUCAUGGUCCUCACAUCCGUCUCUACGCUGUUCUCCCUGUAUGGGACCUUCGUCGUCCAUCGGGCGUCCGCGCCGCACCUUCAGCAGUACCGUAUCAUGAACAAGUUCCUCUCCAUCCAACUUGUGCUCGUGCUCAGCAACAUGCAGGGCCUCCUGUUUUCCAGCCUGGCCGCCAAUGGCAUACCGGGUUGCAUUCAGAGCCGGGGACCAAUACCCAGAGCAAACGCCCUCAACCAUUUUGCGCUGAUCAUUGAGACGUUUCUACUAUGUUUGUUGGCGAGACGCGCGUACCGGAUGGACGAGAGGAACAUUCCAAAGCCGACCAAGUCUCAUGCGAAAGAUUUCGCCGUCACCGCUUUUACUGACGUCAUUGUUAAAGAGCCCUCGUGUCCUCACAUGUCUGACGUCACAGUUAUUGAGUCAUCCUGA
Molecule: messenger RNA, 1285 nt
Organism: Dreissena polymorpha
Lineage: Eukaryota; Metazoa; Mollusca; Bivalvia; Myida; Dreissenidae
Product: organic solute transporter subunit alpha-like
Exons: 8
Coding region: 266-1285 (339 amino acids)
Biological process (GO): transport
Molecular function (GO): transporter activity
Source: RefSeq, a predicted model, not a curated record